This is a messenger RNA of Clonostachys rhizophaga, 864 nucleotides long. The record is from the annotation of a GenBank genome assembly. NCBI's taxonomy places the organism in Eukaryota, Fungi, Ascomycota, Sordariomycetes, Hypocreales, Bionectriaceae.
AUGUCUGCACCCUCCCAUCCCCCCACCAUCGAGGUCAACAACCUCUCUUAUACCUUCCCCGAUUACUCGACCGGAGUUCACAACAUCUCCUUCGCAGUCCCUCCUCGCUCCCGAACGCUGCUCAUCGGUGCCAAUGGUGCGGGGAAAACCACCCUCCUGCGCCUCCUGGCAGGCAAGCGUCUCGCCCCGGGCAACUCAAUCGCCAUUGGGGGGGUCGACCCCUUCAAGGAGGGUCUCGAAGGCGUGACAUACCUCGGCCUCGAAUGGGUCCUCAACCCCAUCGUCCGAACCGAUAUCGGCGUCAACGAGCUCCUGCGCUCCGUGGGCGGCGACGCAUACCCAGACCGAAGAGACGAGCUGGUCGGCAUGCUCGACAUUGACACAAACUGGCGCAUGCACGCCGUCUCCGACGGCGAGCGCCGCCGUGUCCAGCUCGCGAUGGGUCUCCUCCGCCCGUGGACCGUCCUGCUGCUCGACGAGAUCACGGUCGACCUCGACGUCCUCAGCCGAGCCGAGUUUCUGGCCUGGUUGAAGCAGGAGACUGAGAACCGCGAGUGUACAAUCGUCUAUGCGACGCACAUCCUCGACAACCUCGCGGGUUGGCCGACACACCUCGUCCACAUGCACGUCGGCACCAUCAAGGAGUGGGAUACGACCGAGAACAUGCUCAGCACUCUGGAUUCCUCCGCCGCGCCCUCGGGUAACAGCACGCUCGGAGAGUUGGUCCUCGGCUGGCUGCGGAGCGAUCUCAAGGAGCGAGGCCCCAGAAGCCAGGCGCAUCGGGGCCCCGAGGGGAAGACUUACGGCUUCGGCGGUAUAAAGAUUGGCGGUUACGGAGAUGAGUCCAAGCAGAAGGAAGCUUAA